Molecule: messenger RNA, 2194 nt
Organism: Cuculus canorus (common cuckoo)
Lineage: Eukaryota; Metazoa; Chordata; Aves; Cuculiformes; Cuculidae
Product: olfactory receptor 51G2
Exons: 3
Coding region: 356-1387 (343 amino acids)
Biological process (GO): G protein-coupled receptor signaling pathway
Cellular component (GO): membrane
Molecular function (GO): olfactory receptor activity; G protein-coupled receptor activity
Source: RefSeq, a predicted model, not a curated record
AGAGGAGGAGGAGGGCGUGUCUGGAAGGGGGGUCUCCUGGGUGCAUCUCCUGCUGCCAUCAGCAGGGACCAAUGGCAUGGAGCAGAGCUGCAUUGCGUAAAAACAUGGACUGGUGCUGUGGUGGGUAAAGCAUCUGCGCUGAGCACUGAGAAGCAGAGCUCCCAGGCCAGCCCUGUCCCACUUGGGUCAUCUACAAAUUCUCUGCUGCUGCGAGCCCUGAGGGCAGGAACUGACUUCUUCCUUGCAGUGGAGCGGGUGGGAGGCUCAAGACGGUGGUGAGCAAGUGGGAGAACAUCCAGAGAUGCCCUGGUUUCAUGUGAUGUCCUGGUAAUCUCCAGCUUACUCUUCUCUCUGUAUGAUUUCUACAACGUUGUUUGGACAGCUUCUGAGGGAUGAGAUGGAGCGUCCUUGUUUCAUCCCACCUGGGACCAACAGCAGCCAGAGCAGGACGCUGUCAUUCCUUUUGGGCGGCUUUCCAGUGUGGGAAACUACUCGGAUGUGGUCUGUUCCUCUCUGCUUCAUGUACCUCCUGGCACUGCUGGGGAACUUGACCAUCCUUGCCAUCAUCGGGACAGACCAGAGCCUCCAUGUACCCAUGUAUCUCUUCCUUGCUAUGCUCGCUGUCGCCGACCUCGGCUUGUCCACAUCCACCUUCCCAACCAUGCUGAGGAUGCUGUGGCUGGAGGACAGAGAGAUCAGCUUUGGAACCUGCCUUGCCCAGAUGUUCUUCAUCCACAUCUUUGCUGAUAUCGAAUCUGCUGUCAUCCUGGCGAUGGCCUUUGAUCGCUACGUGGCCAUCUGCCACCCCUUACGGUAUUCCUCUAUCCUCACCAACUCAGUGACCACCAAGAUAUGCGUGGCAAUCAUCAUGAGGGCCACCGUUGUCCUGUUCCCACUCCCAGUCCUGCUGAGCCAGCUGUGUUUCACCAGGGUCAGGAAGCUCUCCCAUCCCUACUGUCUUCAUCCUGACAUCAUCAAACACGCAGGCUCAGAUGUGAGGAUUCACAGCACCUAUGGCCUCUUUGUGCUGCUCUCCACACUGGGUUUGGACUUGCUCUUUGUCCUCCUGUCCUACCUGUUCAUCCUUAAGACCAUCCUGAGCGUUGCAACUUGGAGGGGGCGCCUCAAAGCCCUCAACACCUGCAUCUCUCACAUCUGUGCUGUCCUGCUCUUCUUUAUCCCCAUGAUCUGCCUGUCCAUGAUGCACCAGUUCAUCAAACACGUGUCCCCCCAGGCCUACACUUUCACAGCCAACCUCCACUUCCUUGUCCCACCCAUCCUGAACCCUAUUGUGUACAGUGUUAAAACCAAACGCAUCCGCAGGCGGAUGCUGGAGAUGGUUUGCCAAAGAGAGCUCCACAAGGCCAGAGGGGGCAUUUGCCAGUAAAGCCAAUAUGACAGUCACUGCCAGUGGUCCUAGGCAAUGUUCAAUACUAAAGAAGAUCAUCCAGGAGUGGGGAACAUGCUAAGCAUCUCUGCUGUCAUAAGGAUAUAUGGUGAGUAAGGACAUAAGAAGGUGAUUCUGCCCCUCUAAUUCACUCUCAUGAAACCACACCUGGAGCCCUGCAUCCAGUUCUGGUGUCCUCAGCACAGGGAGGACAUGGAGCUGUUGGAGUGAGUACAGAGGAGGCCACGGAGAUGAUGUAAGGGGCUGGAGAACCUCCCGUCCAAGGACAGGCUGGGAGGGUGGGGGUUGUCCAGCCUGGAGAAGAGAAGGCUGAGGGAAGACCUUAGAGUAGCUUCCAGUGCAGAAAGGGGCUCCAGGAAAGCUGGGGAGGGGCUCUUGACCAGGGAGUGCAGGGAUGGGACAAGGGGAAUGGGUUUGAGCUGCAAAAGGGGAGAUUGAGAUGAGAUCUUAGGGAGAAAUAUUUUGCUGUGAGGGUGGGGAGGCCCUGGAACACGUUUCCCAGAGCAGUGGUGGCUGCCCCAUUCCUAGGGGUGUGGAAGGCCAGGUUGGAUGGGGCUUGGAGCAACCUGAUCCCAUGGGAGCUGUUCCUGUCCAUGGCAGAGGUUGGAACUGGAUGGGCUUUGAGGUCCCUUCCAACCCAAACCAUCCCAGGACUCCAUGAUCAAAGGGACUUGUGGAAAUGUGGUAAAUGUACUGUGGGAUGUUCAGAAGAAGAACCAGGGGCGAGGGAAAGGAGGAGUCCAACUAUGUCAGGAACGAAAAUAGAGAAGUGCUGACAAAGGGGUU